This is a messenger RNA of Fusarium mangiferae, 516 nucleotides long. RefSeq lists its product as uncharacterized. The transcript has a single exon. Lineage: Eukaryota; Fungi; Ascomycota; Sordariomycetes; Hypocreales; Nectriaceae. The record is from RefSeq and is a predicted model, not a curated record. Bases 1 to 516 code for a protein of 171 amino acids.
AUGGGCAAAAAGAAGAGCAAAAACAAUAGCACGGGAGCCGCCUCGAGUGCACCAGCAAAAGCGCCCAUUACGACCUCGACUGUCGCAACGGAUCCCAUACUUGGCUACAGGAUCCGAGUUCUUCUCCACGAUUUCCUCAACGUUACUAAAGACUCUCGCUCACAGAAGCGCCUCAACUCUACAAUCGACGAACACUAUAUCAGUGGCCCAUAUUUUGAUGGGGGACAAGCAGCGACGGUCAAAGCGGCGAUUAUAGAUGUUGACCUUGUCAAGCAUGUUGCAGCUGACGGUAUUGAAGAUAUCGAUGGAGAUUUGAUCUCACAACAAGGGGAUAGUUUCGAAACCGCAGUUCGAACACUUCUGGGUGGUUUCCUCGACAAACGACGUGCUAGCGGCGAUGCUCGACCGUGCGGACCUCAUCAUUUGGCGCCUUUAUAUGCCAAGUUCUUUGGGAUUGAUUUGGAGGAACUCAAAGAGGAUAAGUUCCUAGGUCGUCUGAGGAGGGCCGGCAUCUAA